AUGCCCAAAGCUAUGGGGGAUGUCGUACUACCCCUAGCGGCAGAAGAGCCUAGCAUGGCCCGGGCCUUGGUCCGAAGUGUGGGUGGCUUCACCCUGGGCUUGUCCCUGGCCACGGCCUAUGGACUCCUGGAGCUGCUGGUGGAGGGCCAUAGCCCCUGGGCCUGCCUGGUGGGCACAGUCACGCUGGCUGCCUUUCUUAGCCUGGGCAUGGGGUUCUCCCGCCAAAUCCGAGCCACUGUCUUUCUGAUGCUUCCCCAGGCCUUCUCCAGGCAUGGCCGGAUGCUGCUGUUGGUGGCUGCCUUUGGGUUGGUGCUCCAAGGGCCUUGUGCCAACACUCUGCACAACUUCUCCCAGGCCAGUGAGGCUGUGGCGUGUGGGGCAGAGCUGGCUUUGAACCAGACUGCGGAGGUGCUGGAGCAGGCCAGGCAACCCCUCGUCAGUGCUCUGAACAAGAUUAAAGCUAUUGCCCGCCAGGCCAAAGUGGUGGCUGACCGGAUCCGCAAGUUCUUUCGCUCAAUCAUGGACGGCGUGAAGCACGUGGCCAGGGCCCUGAGGAAUGUGUGGUAUUGGCUCCUCCACAUUGGUGACGUCUGCAACUCAGAGCUGGGCAACCCUUACUCGAAGUGUGCGCGGGUUUUUGAUAACGCCAAAGACAACUGCAUGAAGAUCAUACCACAAGCCUACCACCUGUGUUACACGCUCGUACCCUUCAAAUUGGUGCUGUGUGGACUCGCCAGCUUGGUCCAGGUGUUCUGCAUCAUCCCCAAGUACAUCCAGCCCUUCUUGCGCAAGACCAUCGGCACCCCUGUGAUGAAGCUGAUUAACCGGGUCCGUCAGGAGUUUGAGUUCAACAUGACAGUCACCCACUACUUCUCCGUGGAUCUCAAUGCCUCUCGGAGCCUCUCCCAAGUGGCUCUGGACCUCCAUGAGGCCAUCAGCCUGAAGCUGCAUGGCUUCCGUGAGGUCCUGGCUCUGAUGGGCUACGCCGUGCCUCUGCUCUUCACACUCCUCUACCUCCAAGCCCUGUUUUAUUGGUAUGCCUACCUGAACUGGAAUGAUUUCGACAACAUCUACAUCACCAGAUGCUUCCUGCGCAUGGAGGCUAUCCGCUCCCUGGCAGGGCUGCCCACAGUGCUGCCGCUCAGUGCCCACGAAGCCAGACAUUACAUCCAGCCUGGCCCUGUGUUAGUGUCCAUAACUGUGGACGGGACAGGAUACACUGGGAAUAUUUUACGAGACCUGGUGUCAGCUUUCGAUGUCCUACAGCAAGGCAAUGUCAGCAUCCUGUCCCAGCGCUGCCUCCUGCAGCCCUCAGAGCCAGACUCCACCAGUUAUAUAGUCAUAGGCGUCAUGUAUGGCCUGUGUUUCUUUGUCACUCUGUGUGGUGGAUAUGUCAGCCGGCUUCGGCGGGUCAUCUGCGCCUCCUACUACCCAUCCCGUGAGCAGGAAAGGAUCUCCUACCUCUACAACGUACUUCUAAGCCGGCGAACUAACCCGCUGGCCGCCCUGCAACGAACAGUGAGGCGCCGGGCAGCUGACCAGGACCACGUGAGUGCCUUCCAGGAGCUGGCCAUGUGGUGCCCAUGGCUGAGACCAUUUAUCAGGCAAUUUCAGUUGCACCAGACCUACUGCUUGGGCUGUGGUCAGCCUCCAGAGAAAGGGGACCCAGAAAGCUUCGUGCACUGUGGCACCCCAGGGUGCCAAGGUCGUUACUGCCAGGGCUGCUACCGCCUCCUGGGCAGCACCUGCUUCGUGUGUGCCACUCCUCUCUCUUAUCAGAGGGACCUAGACGUAGAGCUGGACUCCAGUGAUGAAGAGGGCUCCCAGGGAUGGCUGGUUGCUGCUGGAAAGAGGGCCACUGAGGAGCAACCAAUCCUGCAGUGGCAGCUCCGGGAAGCGCUGGACAGCAGCCGCUCAGAGGAGUCUGGCUCUGGGUCCAGGUGA
Molecule: messenger RNA, 1944 nt
Organism: Octodon degus (degu)
Lineage: Eukaryota; Metazoa; Chordata; Mammalia; Rodentia; Octodontidae
Gene: Dcst2
Product: DC-STAMP domain containing 2
Exons: 13
Coding region: 1-1944 (647 amino acids)
Cellular component (GO): membrane
Source: RefSeq, a predicted model, not a curated record